GUUACGUUUACAUUCUGUUCUCGACGUCGCGUUCAUCGUAGGGAGCCAUUAGCCUCGUCCGCGUUAAGCAUCGUGCCAUAUUCCCAUUCGCGCCCUAAUAUUAACAACAUUCUCGUAGUUUUAAGUGAAAUAUUAUGAGAGUGAAGACCGAAAUGGACGACGACGAAAAGGGAAAGCUGUUUGUUGGUGGUUUGUCAUGGGAGACAACACAAGAAAAUCUUCAACGCUACUUUGGCCGUUAUGGUGAAGUAAUUGACUGCGUUGUUAUGAAAAACAGUGAAUCUGGACGCAGCCGUGGAUUUGGAUUCGUAACAUUUAGUGAUCCAGCUAAUGUUCCAUUAGUUCUUCAGAAUGGACCGCAUCAACUUGAUGGGCGUACAAUUGACCCAAAACCAUGUAAUCCACGCACUCAGCAAAAGCCGAAACGUAGUGGAGGCUUUCCAAAAGUUUUCCUUGGUGGCUUACCAAGUAACGUGACUGAAACAGAUUUGAGGUCAUUCUUUACCCGUUUUGGUAAAGUUAUGGAGGUUGUCAUAAUGUAUGAUCAAGAAAAGAAGAAAUCGAGAGGAUUUGGCUUUCUCAGCUUCGAGGAUGAAGACGCAGUGGACCGAUGCGUAGCGGAGCAUUUCGUCAACUUAAAUGGAAAACAGGUUGAAAUCAAACGUGCAGAACCACGAGAUUCUUCCAGCAAAAUGAAUGACAGCCAUCAAGGUCAAUGGGGACCACCUCAACAAGGUGGGCCUCCAAUGGGUAUGGCCGGGAAUAUGGGACCUAUGGGUGGUCCAAAUGGACAAAUGGGUGGACCUAUGAUGGGGGGCCCAAUGGGUCCACCAGGAAACAUGAUGCAGCAGUAUCAAGGUUGGGGUACCAGUCCUCAGACUGGCGGAUAUGCUGCUGGAUACACUACUCAAUAUAAUUCUCAAGGUUGGGGUGCGCCUCCUGGUCCUCCACAACAACAACAAAUUCCACCACCACCACAUCAUCAGUGGGGUAGCAGUUACAAUGUCCAGCCUGCAGCAGCUACUCAGGGGUAUGGAAGCUAUGGUGGGCCGGCGGCCGCCGCUUCAGGGGGCUAUGGGCCCACGGCGGGUACUGGCGGGGCUGCGGGGGGUGGGCCCGGGGGUUCUUGGAACUCCUGGAACAUGGCACAAAACGGUCCUCCUCCUGGGACUCAGCCACCACCUCAGCCCCCUCAGCCUAACUCCUCGCAGCCUAACUCCAACUCGAACCCCUCUGGCCCGCAGGGUGACAUGUAUUCGCGACAGACCACCGGUUCAGGUGCACCUGGGUCCAGUAGCAGUUCAGCUAAAACUCCGGAUUAUACUGGGUACUCUGCAUAUGGUAAUUACGCUGACACCAGUUAUCCUCAGCGUUCGUAUCAAGGAGGAGAAAGCAACCAAGGAAAGUGGAGAAAUGCAUCUACCCGAGUUUAUAAAACGGAAGCGCCAAGGAAAAGAUGGUGUUAGGUUCUAGAAAUAUUGAUUUCAUUGAUCGCUCGCGACAACGGCCCAUGAUCUUAUUGGGUUUCAAAGGUACUGUGGAAACAAUUGAAACCGCACAUUUAAAACAGAUAAACAGAGAGGAAUAAAUAGCAAAAAAUGCAAGACGAACAAAAUACCAGGACAAAGAGUAAAUGGACACCCAUGGUGCAAGUAAAUUUUUGUAUGGCACUGGGAUAGAGGGUAGGAAGCGGAACAUAGAAGUAUUAUAAGAGUUAGAUUGAAUGGAUUAAGUAAAAUAAAGCAAAUAUAAUGAAAGCGAGUGUAAAGAAUAAGGGAAUGCUGAAUAUUACUUACCAGCAUUUGAGCGGGAGAUGGCUGAAAUUUCGUUUUGAGAAAUUUCUUCUCAGUGGAUGGCACAAAUUUCGAUGCUCGUUCACCUUUUUGAUACUUUUAGUGAACACUUCGGUAAUUUGAAAAUAAGAAUAAUUAAAUAAAAGAAAUAUUAUAUUACGGUCUCCAGUGCAAGGCCAACGAAUGACUGGCAUAUUUGAGACACCCGUCCCUCCACGAUCUCGUUUUUAUUAAAAUAGUAUGCUGGAACGGAGGAAAAUGAAAACGUAAUGAGUAAUUAAUGAAAUAAUUAAGUAAGGUGUUCACACAGGCUGACUUAUAAUCCUAAACUACAGAGAUAGUGUAAAAUAAAUAGAUCCUUUUAAUAUGAUGUAUGUAUAUCUAUAACUUUAUUGACAGCAGGCUGCAGUUUCCUUAAGCAGGUUUUUUUUUUCUCUCCUUUCCUCUUUGUUUUUUUAUUUUAUUAUUUUCAUGUUGUAUCUCUGUAAUACUGUACAAUAUGUUAGGCAUAUUGAUAUUUAGUUCCUUUUUCUUUUAUUCUCCUUCACUUGUGACGUUUUUUUAAUCUAAAUCUGGUCCUUUUCCGUUUCCAUGUAUGUGAAAAAGUUUAUUGUUUUUGGAGGGAAGAGGACGAGAAAGGAAGCGAAAAAAAGAUGUCGAAUUUUUUAAGAUUAAAAAAAAGAAAGGAAAAUUUGUAUAAUAAGAACUUUUGAAUCGUUGGACAUGUUUCUGUACGGUCGUAUUGCAUCAAAUAUGGAAACUAGUUUAUUUUUUACCUCGGAUUUAUAAUAGUUAAUUAUUAGGCACCUUUAAGACUACAAUUAUUGUUACUAUUAUUAUUACUUCUAUGAUAAUUAUUACUAUUAUACUACUAUUAUCAUUAUGAACUAUUUACAGCUAUUUAUCACUAUUUACUGUUGCGACUGCUCCUACUGCAACCAUUAUGAUUGCACUACUAUACACGCUAUUAUUACUGUCUAUGAUAAUUAACAAAUAUUGUACGAUGAUGCUUAUAAGUGUUUAAAUUUUAGAUGAUUAGAUAUGAAAGAGAUCAUGAUAUCUACUGGAUGGAGGGAGGGGUAUUUGUAAUUUGUGCGGUGUACUCGGCGGGGGGCGUCGAUCUGAAAAGUCUACCUGAUUAAAUAUAUGACUUAAUUGUAUUUACUCUGUAGGAUUUACCAUAGUUCUAAACAAGGAAUAUUUCGGAAGAAUGCUCUCAAAUGCUCAUGUUUAUUACUGAGCGAGUCGCGUUGUGUCUUACUUUGUCAAUAAGAAUUGCAAAUAUUGCGCUAAUGUAAUUUUAAAUUUUUUACGAGGUCACACUAUAAUCAGUAGGUUACAAUUAAUAACGGAUCAACAAUUUGCGUAAGCUUCCUCACUAUUGAUCUCAAUACGAUUUAGCUUUUUCUUUCCCUUUAUGGCAUCUGUUCUUUCUCAAAUUGUUGUAACUUUAACCACUUUUUUCGUUUCUACAUUUUUUUUUUUUUUUUAUUAUUAUUAUUUCAGCUUGCCAUAUUUCUCGUAACAUAUAAAUUCGCAAUAAGCGGUGCGAAUUUUUUUUUUUUUGUGUAUGUCAUUGAUCGACUUUCAAAUCAAUUAACUCCUGUACUUAUCCUCCGCAUUGUCUUAAAGUGCUCGUUACCAUUUUCGGAUUCGAUACGUUUAAUUAACAGUAUCGCGUAGCAUCAUAGAAACAGAUAUGUAAAAGUCGAUGGGAUGAUGAGAAAGCAUUAACAAACGCGACUCGUGGAAACUUCUGGGAUCAACGCAAUAACACAUUUACUGACUAAACUAAAGACAAGAAAAGACGAGUAGGGAGCUCAAUCAAAGGAAAACCACCUUUUACACUAAUUAUUAUGGUAAUUACACGAAACACAUAAAACAUAACUCUCAACAGAUACACAUAUAACACGUACACUUCUACGCGCAUAAAGAAGUAAACUAAUUAAACAGAGGCCACAAGUUAUUGAACAUCCAAAUAAUAGUAAAUUAAUAAGAUGCUAAAAGUAGAUAAUGAAAAAAAAAUUUACGUAAAGGCGAUGAACUUUUUAGUAUAUUAUAGGUAUUAAAUAAUACGUUAUUUAAUACCUACUUGAGAGGCAGAGAGCGAGAGAGGGAGAGAAAGAUGAGAGAGAGACUGUGAAAGCAGUAAAUUUAAAUAGCGAGAGAGAGAGAGAGAGAGAGAAAGUUUUUAUCUUUACGGCUGUUUUUUCAGAACUUAUUUUAUAAAGUAAUAUAAUAAAGAAACGUAAAUGAAAAAGCCACUAGUAUAUCGAUUAUGAUUAUAAUUAUUACUACUAACUAUUGUAUUCCUUACUAUUAUCGAUUUUUAAAAUAAAGUUAAAGCGUAUAAAUUUAAAGGAUUUUUAAGUGUAUGCAAAGCGUUAGGAGAAAGUGAUCAUAAUAACAUUUGAUUUAUAGACGUAUUAACGAUAUAAUUAAUGUGUUUGCUGGAAUCGGUAAGCCAGGUAAAUUAAUUUAUAUUAUAAUUAACGAGUCUCAGAGGAAUGAUUAAAUUACUCUAGUACGAAGGGAUGGGAAAUGUGAGGGAGAAAAAAAAAGUAAUGACACAAAGUUAAAUGGCUGCCUUGCCGCACUUGUAUAUACAUAUAUUUUAGGGUACGCUGGAAAAGUAUAAUAUCGAGAUAAUAAGCGAAAGUGGUAGCAAUGGAUUUGAAAAAAAUACACACAAAAUGAUGACGAGAAAGCGGGACUAUUCGAAUAAUUGACAAUUAAUAAUUAUAACAGAUAAUAUAUUUAUAUUUAACGCGAUAUUAUUAGUAUUUUUCAAUACAGAAAUAAUGCAUCUAAUUAACGUAAUAGGUAGCAAAUAGGGAAAAAUACUUUGAUUCUAGCUGUUGUUACUAUCUGUCGUAAUUUCGUCGUUUUUACGAAUUACGACUUGCUCUCAGGGUUGUUACUGUCUUUUUUCCUCUUUUAUCUUUUAGUCUUCUACCUUUUUCAAUCACUUUUUUUAUAUUCUCCCUGUCUAAGAUUUCAAUUCCUAUUAGAAUCUUUGAAAAUGAUUGUAUUUAUAUUUUUUAGGUUGGUAUCUCAUUUCUCUUCUCGUUCUUUCCUCUUUUUCUUCUUUUUUUUUUUUUUGUUAAUUCUUUUUUGUUAAAUAAAUAGGCACUGAACUCAGUAUUUGAAGGAAGCAUUCUCAAAUGUUUUUUUUUUUUUUUAAAUCAUUUUAUGGGCGGUGUCAUGCGGAAAAGCAUGUUUUUUGCUGUAAAAUAUUUAUUGUUGAUUCGUAGGACUGAAACACUUUAUUUCAUAUAGAGAAGUAAUAAUUGUACAUUAAGGUUUAAGUAAUGGGAGGGGGGAGAAAAUCACAUACAGCUAGAUUUAAUUCUUCGUUACUUUUAAGACAUUACCAACAGGGAGAGUAAAAGAAACAAACAAUUCAACUUUAUAAACAAUGUUAGGUGUGUAAUUUUUACAAUUUUACACUUUUGCAUGUUUUAGUAUUUUCCCUCUACUUUACCGAAUCACUUAUUAUUUAAAUAAUCUUUCUGUCUGUUUCGCGUAUUGAAAUAAUAAAAUAAUGUUUAUUCAUUUGUUCAUGCAUUUUAUAAAUUCGCUUAAUCAUUGUCUUUUCUAUGUAUUUUUUUCUUGUUUUGUUUUUGCGAGGAAUUUCUUAAAGAUAUAUAAUAUAUUUAGUUAAUUCACCGUUUGCCUUAAUUUAAUUAGAUAGUGCACGCAUUCAAUAUUUUUAAUAUAACGAACUUAGUUUGCAAGGUAAUUAAAUAAUAAAAAAGAAAAAGAGUUAAGCAUUCAAUAUUUAAAGAUGAGAUACGAUAAAUAUAUUAUAAUUCCGGGGGCGUUACAUGUCUGUUUUUAACGUUAACACAUACUUGACGUCCCGCUCACUGAAGACUGGUCAUUAUAAUUAAAUGUUAUACUUAAAUAACUUACUAUUCAUAUUGUAAUUUAUACAAGAAACAGUUUUUAUCGAUGAGUUUAUCUUGUACUUUUAAUGGAUAUUAAUGUAAUUAGUUGGUAUCACAACGACGUAUUGGCUAUUGCAUUUCUACACGCUUAUUAUUGUAUUUCAAUUGAUUCUUCUAACACAUUCGCAUUUUUCCCCCUCUUGUUUGUUGGCUUAGUAGGCGAGAAAGAACAACGUCGAAAUUCGAUAAUAGAGUACAUAUAUUUGCCAUGAAUCAAAACGGCACGAAACUACGUGGGCAUUUUUCCAAGUUGUAAGGAAUAACGUUCGGGAAAGAUCUGUUGGUCGCACGACAAUGUAUUUUUAACUUUCGCGUUGAAAUCAUUUUUAACUAUCAUUCAAAGCACAAAUUCCAUCGAUGAUAGGUAAUAACCAAAAAGAAAGUUAACCACUGCCUGAGCUUGUUCCUUGUCUGUCAUCGGUUUCGUUGCAUGAUCAGUUAACGGCCCCAGAAUUUUGUAACUUUUCGAGCUGUUGCCAAUUGUAUCUUAAUCAUUGUGAGGCACAAAGAAAAGCAACAGAGAACAGAACAAAUGAAAUCGAUUAAAGUUGAAACUUGUUUAACAAUCAGUUGAUCGCGUUCGAAUGAAACGAUAAGAGAAAGCUAGGAAAGGGAAGAAUAGGGGAGUUGUCAUUGGUGUAGCAUUCAGGUAGUGCAAUGAUUUCGGUAUUACACGAAAACGUAGGCAGAAUACACGCGAUUUCAGAGAGGAAAGAAAAACACGAAAUAGAACAAAAUUAAAUAAUAAGGAAGGGAAUGUGUGUCAUAUAUGUAUAUGCAUAUAUAGACGUACAUACACUGUUAGAGACACACGAGUACACUGGUACACACCGUGAAUAUUCUAAAUUACGUUUACAGUAGAUGCAGUUAAGAUAUUAAAUUCUAAUUCUGCAAAGUGAUUUUCUGCGCGCCUGUUAGGACGACGUAAUUGUUGUCGAAAAAGAAACUAAUUAAUAAUAAUAAUAAUUAAAAAAAGAGAAACCUGUAUAGUAGCGAAGGGAAAACGUAGAAAAUUAAAGGAAAAACAAAAAAAUUGAGGACACUUCGAGUUUUACAAUAAGAGAGAGACAGAUAGAGAGAAAAAUUCUAAAUGUACUACGUUUAUGUUAAGUACCCUGCUAUAAGCGUGAAAGAAAGAAACUUUAUAUCGACGUAUAGAUGGUGUAUAGGCGAACCAUUUAACGACACGUUGUGUGCGCAAGAAAAAUCGACACGUGUACACACACUCAUCGACACACAUGUUCACACACCACUCCACACUACUACAUUAAAAUGCUUCACAUUCUGAGACUAAGGGCUUUGGGAGGGAGAGGAUUUGAAAAAGAAAAAAAGGGGGGAGGGAAACAUUUCUAGAGAUUCUUAACGAAACCGUGAGUGCAUUAGCGGAUUGGAGAAACGAUCGAAUAGGAACGACUAAAUAAUAAUAAGACUUGUUUCUUCCUGAAAUGUUACUCGAGAGCCAUUAACCGCAAAAGAAAAAUUCAGCCUGAACGAAAAGUAGAAAAAGCAACAAACAAAAGCAGACACACAAUUAAACGAUAAAGAAAACGGGAGAAAAACGAAAUUGAUGUAUCUUUAUUUCGCUGGAGAAAAAUGAAACAAACGAGAAACGAUUAUCCGCUUUAGUGAAUGGAAUUCCUACAGUUUGGAAUGCUUUGUCUCGCAUUGAACGAACGAGAAUCGAUCGAUCUACUUUUAUCAUAUUUUAGUGUGAAGUAUAAGAUAAAAUAAACGUAAAGAAAUGAAAUAAAGUCGACGAUGACGAUUGUAACGAUAAUAAAUGAAAUUGUUAACUGUAAUAACAUGACCUGUAUACUUGUAACUUUUAGCAUUAUAUUGGUAAGAUCGUGCCCCCCUGUACGAGACAAACGAUUAGAAUAUUUAUAGUGGAACGAUAGAUAAAUGUGAAACGACGACGAAGAAAAAUAAGGAAAUAUGAUUAAAUGAAAAUGAUAUAUGUUAGUAAGAUUACAGUCGCAUCGGCUGCCAGUCGAGAAAAGUAAACGGCCUAGCCGAUGUGACUAUGAAACGGCGAAAAAGUAAUACGUAUCCCAUGUUCAUCAUGUUUUACCUCAGAUUUAAGGAUACAUUUAAGGAUCUUUACGCUCGCACGCUUUCUGUCCAUCUCAUUCCCAGUGACCUAGGCUAGAAAACUCUCUGUACCGAAUGGAGUGUCCGACUUUUUAAUCGUGUUAAGCGAAUAACACGCUGUCAAGAAUUUCAAACAAAAAUUUCCUUAGCUAGAAAAAAUUGCAUGUGAAUUUCUUUUUUUGGGGAUAUGUGUAUUCAUAAUCCAGACGAAGUCGAACACUCCAUUAUCAGCACAGUAGCAGUAAAAAAAAAAAUAUAUAUACAUAUAUAUAUAUAUAUAUAUAUAUAUAUAUACACACCAGGCCAAAGCGCAUUGUCUCUACCUUUAAGAAUUCUCUUAAGGAAGAAUCUAAGAAAUUAGAGUUGUAGAAUCAAGAAAGAGAGAAGACGAAAGAAGUAAAAAAAAAAAAAAAAGAAAAACAGGAUAGGAUAAAGAGAGAGAGGAAGGAAAGGAAUAAUUACGUAGGUGGAGUAAGCACGAGAAAAAGAAAUUAAGAGCGAAAACUAUUACAGAUUGAGAGAGAGAGAGAGAGAGAGAGAGAGAGCGAGCGAGAGAGAGAGAGAGAGAGAGAGAGAGAGCGAGAGAUUUUUUGUCGUGGUGAAAAUUAUAAUAUUAUGCGCGUUUACUGAUAACGAUUUAAUGAACGAUGAUUGAUUAUUAUUAUUAAUUACUAUUAUUACACACAAUACAGAGAGCGGAGAUGUUGAGAGAGAACACAUGUUUACAUACUAUUCUGUAUAUAUACACGUAUAUAUACAAUUUUUUAUAUAUAUGUAUAUAUAUUCCAAAUAUAUAUGUAUAUAUACAUAUAUAUGAUAUAUAUAUAUAUUAUUCAUUGCAACGUAUAUGUAUGUACACGCACUCGUAUGUCUGCUCGUGUAAAUGUAUAUCUUUAAAAAAAGCAGGACAAAAUAUAUCGAUAUAGGGGCGUACGUAUUUCUUUUUUAAAAAAGUUUGUACAUUUUGCGUGCACGGCCAUUCGUGCACGCAUAAUGUCGACAUAUUAACGUCUAUGUAUACCACAUAUAUACACUUCUGUACACACUACAAUUUUCUUCGAUCUGUUUUAUUUUUCUUUUCUUUGUUUUGAUUCUACUCUCGAGGGAAAAUGGCUGUAUAAAAAGGAAGAAAUAAAUCAUGUGGAGAGAGGGAGGGUGGGUGGGAAAAAUCACUGAAAAAAAAAGGAAAUUUAAAAGGUUUAAAGGUUUUAAGGUCGAAGGUUUGUGAUUCGGAACGAAAAAAGAACAGAUGAGAUAAGUAAAGACCUUAUUAGUCUUAAUUAGCUGUGAAUAAAGAAAACGAAAGGGAAAGGUAAUGGAUGGAGAGAGAGAGAGAGAAAGAAAGAGAGAAUGAGAAGAAGAGAAGAAACGUGUUCGGUAAGGAGAGAGUGAAAGAAAAGUGUAAGAUAGUGUGUGAGAGAGAGACAGAGGGUACAUUAAUUAGUCUUUAAUUAAAUAGGAAGGAAAGGGUAGUAGUAAAUUGCAUUCAAAAUGUACACAUUUUUUUCGAAGCAUGUAUUACGUCUCGAUAAAAACAAAUAUUUUUACCUUUCUUUUUUUUCUGUACAGAUACAUUUAAUCGAUUUGCGCAUUGCCGUGUUAACGAUAGUUUUAGCUUUUAGUUAAUUCGAUAACUCAACUAUUUCUUGGAGACUGAACGUAGUCUUUAUCUUCCUAAACGAUAUUUAACGGUGGUGUACGCAUGGUUCGAUCGAUAAUGUCGAGUUAGGUGGUGAGUUAUUCAACUGAGUCGUACUAUUCGAUUUGUUUUCGUUGUGCUAACGAGACACGAUAACAAUUCACAUUCAAAUGUAUAGUGCUUGAAAACAGCGUAUAUAUGUGUAUGUAUACAUGCGCAACAUUGUCUAUGAAACAUGUGGGAGUCAUUAAUUUCGCAUGCGUAGCACAGAAGUCGACAAAUAAAAUUAGGUAAAUACUACAUAAAUAUAUAGAGAGGUGUGUGGGUUUGUUAUUACGAUUCGCUAUUUUUCAAUUGCUGCUACUUUUAUUAUUAUCAUUACUGUCACUCCAUAGUAGUUAUUUACUUACGUAGUAGUUGUUGCUAAUGCUAUUAUCACUCUUCUACUUUCCUCACAACUAAGAUUAUCGCUAUUCACUUUUGCAAAUAUUGCUUUUCCUUUUUUCAUAUUUUAAUCUAACUGUUUCCUAGUUUUCUUGCUCUACUGUCCUUUUUCGUCAGGGUUACAUGAUUUUAUGUGUUAAAACUAUAAUAGAAUAUCAAUUACUAAUGGUCGUAUCUAGCAACAAAGUUCAUAAGGUCGACUAUAUACAAAUAUAAAGAUUAGAUAUGCAUCUUGUUGGUCGUCACAUUUACAUUCUCGUCCGAUUCGUAUGAUCGUCACGUUCGUCUGAACGUGUACCAUUUACUUUCCGAAACGACGUGAUAAGUUGAAAGAUAAGAGUAGUUAUAAAUCAUGUUAAUAGGUCGAAUUGUUAGCAGACAGUGGAAUAAUUCGUAAAUUUCUUUUUUUUUUUUGUUUUUUUUUUUGGAAAUAAAAUGAUAAAAAGAGGACAAACCGAGAGAAAGGGAGGGAGAGAGAGAGAGAGAGAAAGAGUGAGAGAGUGAGAGAAUGAGAUUUUUGGUAUCAGAAUAAAAGCUGCUAGCAAUUUCUGUAAUCUACUACCGUUUGGAUACAAUUUACUCGCAGACAUCAUCUUUUUAGAAUACUUUUAGAGAUAAUGAAAAAAGAAACAAACGAAAAUGGAACGCAAGAGGGAUACUCAGAUGUUUUUUAAUCGUUCUUAAGGAUUUGUCGAAUAACAUAUACCUCAUUGUAACUAAUGAACCGUGAUUUUCAACGAGGCGCCAGCUGCUUCUUUUUUAUUCCUGGAGUUCCUAAACGUGUCGGUCCUUUCGUAAUAAGUCCUUCGCUCGUUAGCUGAUAUCGCAGGCAGCCAGGCCGUCGAUUUUCGUCGACCAUUACGUUACGUGUUACAUACAAUUAAAUGGUAUUAUUAUUCCACUAAAGAUGUAAAUUACUAACCGCUAAGGAAUUAACGUGUUACGAGAUUUUUCACACUAUAGUUAAGCAUAUUCACGCAGACACACAGAGACAGGCACGUCCGCAUUCAUUCAACGCCUCUUUCUAUCAUACUUCCGCGAUCGUGAGUUACUAGACAAAUCAAAAGAAAUAAUCGAGUAGCCUGUAGAAAUUUUGUACAGUCGAACGUUUGUUCAGUCCAUAAAUUAACGCUUAACGUCAGUCUCUCGGAUCACGUACAUAAUCGUAACGAUAGGUUAGUUUUCUUUCCCGUUUUCUCUUUAUAUUUUCUCAAAAUAAGAGCCAAGUCCGAGAGAUCGAUGUUACGAGUUAAAAAAUAUGAAGAAAUCUCGACGUUUCAGACUGAAACUCUCUAAGCGGUUAAGAAUAGUUAUUACUCUCGCCUUGAUUUUCACGCAUUAUUUGCAGAACCGGCGAAGAGAGAUGCUAUGGUAGCUCACGAUUAGACCGUUCAAUUUUAAGUAAGUCAGCCUCUAAGCAAUUCGGGACCCGAAAGAAAUGUUUUUCGAUUAAGUACUAGUUAAUUAUAAUACGUAAUUAAUUCCUAGGGAUAUCGUGAUCGGGCAGAAGUACAACGUAAAAAAAACGACUGAAUCGAAUGGAUUAAAAAGUUGGGUGUAGAAUGCGGGGAUUACGUAUGACUGGGGGGAGGGGUGGAGAGUAGAAUUUUUCGAUAAGAAAGAAUCACGAACGAAGCCUUAAAAUGCAGAUAAACAAAAAACAAACAGUACUUUUACUCUUCGUAUAGAAAUCUACUGGUUAAUAUACUUAGACGGUACGUCCAGAUCAGAAAGAUACAACACUUGUUAGAUUGUUAUUACUGAUAUUAAUCGAUUAAUUGAUUAAUUAAUUAAGGGAUUUAACGUAAUGGUUUAUUGUCGAAUUAAACAAGCAACCGUUCUCUAGUUGGAUACGCAGAUACGUAUCUUUCUAUCAGCUGAAUUCGUGUCGGAAUAAGUUCACCCUUGCAUUUAGCAUUCGUAAUGACGAGUGCCGCCGCGACAAACGUGACCGUCAUGCGACCAGAAUUUCUAUGAUAUUCGAUGUGCUCGAAAUAGUAAAUGUGACGACAACGGAGGACAUUUUUCCGUUUUUUAAGCGUAGGUAUAGUUCACUGAACUUGGGCAGGUCGCGAAAAAGAUACAGAAUAUAAUAAAAUGUUGAAGAGUUUGUACACACAAGCGUACUUUGCUUGAACUUAAUUAGAAGAUCACGUUACCCUUAUUAGAGACAAGUAUGUAUAUACUUGUACACCGUUCGACUAUAAAAUCGACAUAAGCGACGGUAUAAAACGAGAUUCGAUAAACCCGAUAGGUUUUUACGAGUCUUGUAUGCGCAUGCACUAAUCCUUUUACCAUAGAAUUAACUGUUUGUACUUUAACGAGUAAUAUUUAAUAUUUCGAUGUGCAUCUAUCAAUAUACGUGUGUACGUACGUACGUAGAAAAAGAGAAAUCGCGAAGAUAAAUAGAAGUUUCCGUGUAUAAUUACAACUUAAGGAAAACAAACAAAUAUUAAUGAGAGAAUAAAUCAGGGCCGGCUGGUGGUUGGAACGAAUUUUCGAUAACUCUGUCUAUCGUAGCACGUGUUUAAGAUUCCAUAAUUUUAUUUGCUAAGAUGUUAAUUUUAACGAUGGAAAUUAGUUAUUCGAUGAUAGUUGCUAAUUACGUUUGAGUCCCGACUGAAAAGUCUGCUAGUACAACUAGUUUCGAACAUAAGCAAGGCUGAAUCGAAUGAAAUUGACUUUGCUCAUUCCAAGAAUGUCGAGUCCUCUGAAACGGUCCUAAUAAGACUGACGCUCUCGGACAAAACGAAAAAUAACCAAAAAAAAACAAAAUAAAUAAAAGAAUAUCUUAGAUGAAACAAAUUGUAAAAAGUAAAGGUAUGUUGUAUCGUGAAAAACGAUUCCUACGGUAAGUCUUAAUUUUCGCGUUUAAAAGACCAUACUCUUUGCUUAUUUAAUCAUUACGGUACUUUUUCGCUGAGCAAAAUACGUCCAACGACCACUGCCCUUUAAAAGGAAAACAGCUUAAGCAAAGAGAGGACCCUUUUUUCGCGUAGGUUAACGAAAAAUUCUUCAAUCUGAGAUUCUCAGAAAUGAAUAUCGAAAAAGGAGGCGAGGGUUCGUAUAAAGAAAAAAGAUGAUAAGAAGAAGAAGAAGAAGGGGAAAAACGAAGAACGAAAAGAUGAAAAAAAAAAAAUUGUAAAUCAGUGUUAAUUAUUCGAACUGAAAGGAAGCGCCUCUGCUUUUUCUCCUGCGAACGAUACGUCGAUUUGGAAAUAUUGCCGUGUCACUUUAGGCUUAGGAUUAUUAAACGUGAAACAAAAGGGGGAGGGACGUCGAUGAAACUAUUAAAGGUAAAAGAAGUGUCAAAGUACUGCUACGAUUUAUCAAACUAUUUACUAUUUACGACUAGUAACACUUAAACAAGGAACCAUACUGUUGUUGUUAUUAUUUUCUAUUGUAAUUAAUUAAUUAUCACGAAUUACAAUGGCUUUACUAUUUUCUUGAAUAAAUGCCUAUAUCUACAGCUUCUCGAGCGCGUUUCAGCAUAGCUUAAGUUUAUGUCAGAAGAGGAGAAAACGAGGGAAUGAGCGGUUGAUUAAAUCAUUCGAUAGUGAGAUUGUAUGGCAUGGAGAGUAAAAAUGGUGGAGAACGAGAUAUCGCGAGAUGGAGGGUGAACGAGUUGAAGCGAGAAUGAGACGCAAUUUGAUUGGUGUUUUGCGAAAGAAUGUGAAUGAACGAACGGGAACGAAUCAUUUUAAGAAAGUGGAAAAGUGUGGACAAAGGAAGAAAGAUGUAAAAGAAAAAGUGAAAAAUAAGAUGAGUAUAAAAGCAGGCUGCAGCUAACGCAACGUAAUAAAUAGGAGAAGACGAACGGGUAGUUAGAUAAAUAAGGGUAGUAAGUGAAUUUAAACAGAGAAUUAUUAUAUUUAACGCACGAGGUGCUGACGAUCGGGCCCGCGAACACAAAAUCCUCGAAGUAUUAAUUAAAAGUGGACGCCGUUUUUAAGGUUAUUAUCGACUAUCAUGUUUAUUAUAUUAAAUAAUAGUUAAAGGCUAUCUAACGUUUAACGGUCUAGUUUACACGAUAAAUGAUUACAUGGAAACUUUACCUCUGCCUAAGGAUAGAUUGUACGAAUCGAUUUAACGAGAAAAUAAGGAAAAAUAAAAUGACGAUAAGACAAAAAGUUGUAGCUGGUUAAGAGCGAAUCGAAAAUAAGAUAAGUAAAUAAUGAAAUAGAAUUUUACGGGGAGGGGGGUUGAUCAAUAAAUACUCGAAAGUACACCAAAAGUGCUACCAGGGGAAAUGGAAACCGGUAUAUUCGAGCGAUAGGGAAUCGUGUUAUAGUCCUAAGGGAGAAGAACAGAUGACGUUUGUUUUAUCUUUCCGUCUUACCGUCGUCGGACGAAAACAUUUACCGAUUUCACUCUUUAAUUCUUUUUUUCUUUUUCUUCACUUUUCAGUCGUAGAAUUUUUCGUUUGCCACGUUUGUAUCCUGUCGCUAUCUCGCUGUUGCUUUGUUAUACUUCGAUGCUGCUUUCGAACGUUUGCGUAGCUUUUCGAUAAAACGGCAGGCUCUUAGAACGUGUCUUAAAAGCGUACGGCCGUUAGUCGUACGAUUCUAGUAAUCGUAAAAAAUAAAAGAAAAAGAGAAGGAAGAAAGGUCGACACUCGGCGGAGAGAGUGAGAAUUGUGUGAAUCGAGCGUAUAUGUAUAGACGUGAGAGUGCAUGAGGGAAUCCGGACAACGUUGUAGGUAAAUCGAUAUAAUUAUUGAUUAAGGGAUAAGUUGUGUACAAAUGUAUUAUAAAUUAAUGAUUAUCCUCAGAGUACCUUAAACGCAGAAAGAUGAGAGAAAACGAGAGAGAAAAACGAAGCUCACCUUUAACUUAAACACACAUACAUACACACAAUAUUACGUAGAAUUUUCUCCCAAACCUCCCCCGUUUUUAUACGGUUGGGCCGUUUUGGCUGAGGUCGCGAAUACUUUUCCAGGCCGUGCUUUUAUGGGGAUGAGGCAAAGCGUAGGAUCAAUACUUAAGGUAUCCAUUAAUUAUCUAAUUAAUUAAAGCGUAUAAACUUGACAUAAGAGAAAACCGUUGCUUAGGGAAGUAUUAAAAUAGAGAGCGAAACGAAGAUAUUUUUAAUGAAACAAACAAAUGCCAACCAUUGUGUUCUCGUGAGAAUCAUAAUUGUUCCGUAACUCUUAAGUGAAAUGGAAAAAUCGCGUAUCUAAGUCGUUAAUUAGUCGUUGUAAUUUUAAUUCUUUUGUUAGAAAGCAAAUUGUAAUAAACGGGUGUACGAAAGGUCAGGGAGAGAGAGACUGAGAGCGUUGUUAAAUUGCCGGUUAAUUGGUUAAUUGGAUGAGGAGGGGAGAUAAUAAAAAUGAUUACAAGAGCAGAGAGUGACGAAUGUUGACGAAUGAGAGACGGAUGGAUAUUACGGUAUAUAGUACGAGGAAUGAAUCGAGAGCCGACGAAAUUAAGUUUACAAGAAAGCAAAUCGUAAAACAAGCAUGGAUCGCUGGUGACUGCAAAAGAGAGAAUCUAGUGACAUAGAGGAAACGAUUGUUGGAAAGUUUCAUGGACACGAGAGGGAGAGAAAGGCAAACAGGUGCGAAUGGGAUUAGCGUGGAAGUGACGAGAAGAGAGCGUGUAGAGAUAAAUUUUCGACGUUCAAACGACAGAGACACACAGUGCCGCCGACAAGAUUUCUAGUAAUACAAAGAACAUAGUUUGUACGCGAUGUACAAGUGGCGCCGUUUGGUGCCGAACCAGGUUUAAGGUUUGCCAAAUUUUGAUAAGUAAAGAAAAAAAAACGUUAAAAUAAAAAGAUAAAAACACGCGAGACAAUGUAAAAGUUUAUUAAGCUGCAUUACGUAUAUAGUGCAUAGGAAGUACUUGCAUUAAAAGAAUCAUAGCUAAACCGUUAGUGCUUAAAACGCGAUGAUGUGAUGAAAGUGCCGACGCAAUAUUUCCAAAUCGUAUCAAGAGAAAAAAAACCUCCCUAACCACCUGAAAUUUUCAUCAGAAACUUUUUCCAAUAAUUAGAUCCAGCAUUACGAAACUUUCGAGAUAAAUCGAAGACGAGCUGAACACAGAGGUGAUUGUUUUCCUCCUCAUCCCAUCAGGAUCGUUUCUUAUUAGUGUACGGUUGUUUGUCAGUUGAUUUGAUCGUGAAUUGUAAAUUUCGUUCUAUGAUAAUGUAUGUAAAAUACGCGACACACUGUGAACAAGGGAAAGGAGAAAGGGACAGAGACUAACGAAAAUUUCGAAGAGUAGCUUAAUAGCGGAUUAACGAUCGUUAUCUAAUUUUAGCGACAUUAGUUAAUCUGAUAAGAAUGAGGGAGUGAUUGGCAAAGAAUAGGGCACGAAUGUCGUCGCGUGUAGGUCCUUGGAUCGAUGGAGCUACACAGAUUUGAUAGUCUGUAGAUUUGAUAGCUACGCAAUGUUGAUGCAACAAAUCUUACACACGUGAAGCUGAAACAAAGAAACACACACAUACAUAACACAACAUCCCUUGUCACGUGUGUGAUUUGGCAACGAUAUGAGAGAGGAAGUAAAAAAUCAGCUGCGUAAAUUUUGCUAUUUGUCCGAUAGAAUUGGCAUGGAAUAAGGGAACGAAUAAAACGAGGAAAGACGAACGAUAGAAAAGGUAACGCGAACAUGGUUGAUAAUGACAUAGAGCGGAAAAUCGUCAGAGCAUCGAAGAGUAUGCAUGAUCAUGUGUGCAUGAAUAUUUUCAUUCAAGAGGAAAGAAAGAAAGAAAAUUCUCCGAGUUUGCUGUUUAAUAUUUUCCGUGUGGUGUCAAAGGAAGACGAGAAAGGGUUAACCGUAGAAGGAGAUUCAUUAAGAAAG
Bombus terrestris (buff-tailed bumblebee) is the source of this 16717-nucleotide messenger RNA. RefSeq names its product heterogeneous nuclear ribonucleoprotein 27C (gene Hrb27C). The transcript is spliced from 8 exons. The coding region runs from base 135 to 1466 and encodes 443 amino acids. Gene Ontology annotation, molecular function: RNA binding. NCBI's taxonomy places the organism in Eukaryota, Metazoa, Arthropoda, Insecta, Hymenoptera, Apidae. The record is from RefSeq and is a predicted model, not a curated record.